AUUAUUUACAGAAUUAUAAGAAAAAUAAAAAAAGAGUAAAGGGGAAAAAGGAAAGAGAGAAAAAGAAAGAGAGAAGAAUAGUUAGAAGAGGCAGAGUAGAAGGAUCCACAGCGUUCUCUUCCUCUCUUCGUUCCCAAACCCAAAGGGAUUUGAUGGAGUUCGGUGUGAAUUUGAUUCACUGAUUCAACAAUUAGGAUCAACUGUCAUUGGUUUUUCGUGGGACUGAAAUGUCAAUGUCAGGAUUUGAAGGGCAAUGUAGUAAUAAUGAUGAGAUUAGAGAGAGAAGGUCGGAUGUUGAGAACUCGGAGGAUGAGAGGCGGUGGUCGAGAAUUGGAACCUUGAAGAAGAAGGCGAUCAAUGCUUCAUCUAGAUUUACUCAUUCCCUUAGGAAAAGAGGGAAAAGGAAAAUUGAUUAUAGGGUUCCAUCGGUGUCCAUUGAGGAUGUAAGAGAUGCGAGGGAGGAGACUGCUGUCCACGAAUUACGUCAAAAACUAAUCGAAAGGGGAUCUUUACCUCGUAGGCAUGAUGAUUAUCAUACUUUAUUAAGGUUUCUUAAAGCUAGGGACUUCAACAUUGAGAAGACGAUUCAAAUGUGGGAAGAAAUGCUUAUGUGGCGAAAGGAAUAUGGAACUGAUACCAUUCUUGAGGAUUUUGAAUUUGAAGAGCUGGAAGAAGUAUUGCAAUAUUAUCCUCAAGGGUACCAUGGAGUUGAUAAGGAAGGCAGGCCAGUUUACAUUGAGAGGCUUGGGAAAGCCCAUCCAAGCCGGCUAAUGCGCAUCACCACAAUAGAUCGAUAUUUGAAAUAUCAUGUCCAGGAGUUUGAGAGGGCCCUGCAGGAGAAAUUUCCAGCAUGUUCCAUUGCAGCAAAGAGACGGAUUUCUUCAACAACAACAAUAUUGGAUGUACAGGGCUUGGGAAUGAAAAAUUUCUCACGUACUGCUGCAAAUCUCUUGUCUGCUAUGACAAAAAUAGAUAGCAGUUAUUAUCCUGAGACAUUACAUCAAAUGUACGUAGUCAAUGCUGGCCCUGGCUUUAAGAAGAUGCUUUGGCCUGCUGCCCAGAAGUUUCUUGAUUCCAAAACUAUUGCAAAGAUACAGAUUCUUGAACCUAAGUCUUUAUAUAAGUUACUGGAAGUCAUUGACUCUAGUCAGUUGCCAGACUUUCUGGGUGGUUCUUGUACAUGUGCAGCAGAAGGUGGAUGUCUUAAGUCCAACAAGGGUCCAUGGAAUGAUCCUGAUAUCAUGAAGCUGGUACUUAAUGCUGAAGCAACAUAUGUGAGACAAAUCACUAGAGUGCCCAAUGGACAACAGAAAUCUGACUCCUUUCAAAUGCAUCCACGGAAGGAACGAUGCAGUGAUACAUCAAUAGCUGAAUCAGGGUCUGAUGUUAAUGAUUACUCCUCUCCCAGCGGACAGGGUAGCUGUCCUUAUCCUCAUUUAGCCCCAGUUCACGAAGAACUUAAAGCGCCAGAUCUCAAUGGCUACUACAGUUGUGAUGAUAGUGCUCCAGCAGUUGAGGAAGUGGUCAAAAGUGAUCAAUUUCACAUUACUCGAAAGCAGUCAUUGCAAACUAAUGAUGUAGGGAAUGUUGCUUGUAGAAGGGAUUUAGAAGGUACUUCAGUUAGCAAUUGGGUUAGCAUUGUUAAGGAAAAAGUAGAGAAAAUAAAUAUCUUAUAUGUGGCAAGAGUGCUGACAUCCUUCAUGGAAAGACUAGUUACACUCUUCCGCUGUUUAAGAUUUGAAUUUUGGAGAACACAGAACAAUGUUCACCCUUCAGUUACCAUGGAACAUAAUGUUAACAGCCAUUCAGCAUCUGUUGAAGCAAAUUCCGAAAGAGAUUAUAUUCUUCCAUGUGUACAACGCCUUCAGAGACUAGAAAAAGUCUUUGAGGAACUUGACAACAAACCUGAUGGCAUGCCUCAGGAGAAGGAGCAAAUGCUUAUGGACUCCUUGGAUAGGAUUAAGUCUGUUGAGUUUGAUCUUGAAAAGACCAAGAGGGUACUACAUGCUGCAGUGAUGAAGCAGCUUGAGAUUGCCGAAUCACUGGAGAACAUGAAGAAAACAAAGUGUAGACAAAGAAGGCUAUUCUGUUGAAUCGUCUAAACUUUCAGCAACAGGAGUCCUUGGCAUCACAGAAGAUAUUUCCAUUAAAGAGAAGACUUCGCGUAAGCUCAUACCUAGAUUGGACUCACGGAAGCCUGAGGCAACGGAGUACACAAUUCAAGCCUAAUGAGUUUCCUGUAGAGCAUUCGCAGAAAAUGGGGAAUUGAGAUGGUAGAGUCCUCUUUGUUUUAUAAAUAUUUAAUAUAGAUUUCCUCUUAAAUCUUUUUUUGUCAUUCUUCAUAGUAUAUUGGUAAAAAAAAAUGUGUAAUUAUGCAUGGGCCAGAUAUUCUAUCAAGUUUUAGACAGUAUAGAGAAUAGAAAGAUAAUAGAAAAGUCUACAGUGCAGAAAGUU
Messenger RNA from Abrus precatorius (Indian licorice), 2454 nucleotides. RefSeq names its product phosphatidylinositol/phosphatidylcholine transfer protein SFH13-like. The transcript has 15 exons. The coding region runs from base 228 to 2093 and encodes 621 amino acids. The record is from RefSeq and is a predicted model, not a curated record. NCBI's taxonomy places the organism in Eukaryota, Viridiplantae, Streptophyta, Magnoliopsida, Fabales, Fabaceae.